AUGAUCGUGAAGGAUUGGGUAAAAUUGAAAAAUGCAGAAGAGAAAAGUAUGAUGAUCCGAAGGGCACGGAGUGCACGUAUAAUUAUUACAUUCGCAUACUGCAUAAUGGGAACAGGAUGUUUUUUUCUUAUCGUUCUACCUAGUUUUGGAAUAUCAAUGAGAGACCUCACCAACAUUACUGACUUAGGCAGACCAAUGCCCCUACAAACUCAUUACAUUUACGAUAUAACAAAAAGUCCACAGUACGAACUGAUAUUUAUUAGUCAAUCUGUUUAUAUCAUUAUUACCAUGAUGUUCUAUAGUGGAAUCGAUAAUUUUCUCGGGCUGUUAGUUUUCCAUAUAUGUGGUCAAUUAAAUAUAAAGCCCAUUCUACAAUUGCGCUUUAUGAAGAACCGUUUAACAAGUUUGGAUAAAUGUAAAAAUUCUCAUGAAAUACUAAACAGUUGUAUAACAAGACACAUACGCUUACUUAGAGUCAUUGAUAUGAUUGAAGAUACAUAUAAUAUAAUACUUCUCUUUUUAUUCGUAUAUUUUGCGAUUCUUUUCGCUUUUUAUGGUUUUCGGAUAAUUAUUUUAUUUGACGAAGGAAAUGAUAUAGGAGUUGGCUAA
This is a messenger RNA of Trachymyrmex cornetzi, 609 nucleotides long. RefSeq lists its product as uncharacterized. Gene Ontology annotation, biological process: sensory perception of smell; detection of chemical stimulus involved in sensory perception of smell. Gene Ontology annotation, molecular function: olfactory receptor activity; odorant binding. Bases 1 to 609 code for a protein of 202 amino acids. The transcript has 4 exons. NCBI's taxonomy places the organism in Eukaryota, Metazoa, Arthropoda, Insecta, Hymenoptera, Formicidae. The record is from RefSeq and is a predicted model, not a curated record. Gene Ontology annotation, cellular component: plasma membrane.